AUGUUAGACCAGUUGAAAUUAAAACAAGUUGGUGAAUUAAAAGUCGAAACAAUUAUUAGAUUAAAUCGAUUUGUUAUGACUAAUAAUUAUUUUUCUUAUAAUGGCCAAUUUUAUCAUCAAGUAAGAGGAGGAGCAAUGGAUUCUCCUCUUACUCUAACUAUUUCCAAUUGCUAUAUGUACUUCUUUGAAAAACAGCUUGUAAAUCAAAUUCGAAAUAGUGGUGGACUUUAUUUCCGAUAUACUGAUGAUAUAUUUAUUACAAUUAAUUGGUCUGCUACACAUUUACUUAAACAAAUCGAAAGAUGGAAUAAAUUUGAUGAAAAUAUUAAUCUAUCUGCAAAUAUUGGUUCAAUCGUCAAUUUUCUAGAUUUAAAUAUGGAAAAUCAAGAUGGUCAAUUAUUUACUACAGUCUUUCAGAAGCCAUCUUAUGAACUAUAUUAUUUGCCUUUUAAUAGUAUUCAUCCCUUACAUAUGAAAAAGAAUAUUCCAUUUGCCAUGCUAUUACGAGCUGUUCGAUACUGUUCAACAUUUCAAUUGUUUAUAAAUGAACGUGAAAAACUAAGAAUGGCACUAUUACUGACUAAAUAUCCAAAUAAAAUAAUCGAUGAACAAUUCAAUAAUAUGUUACCAAAAUUCAACAUUAUUGAACCACUAACCUCCAAUAAUUAUGUUAGGUAUCGUCAAAUAGUCAUAAACUCUCCUAUUAAAGAGAAACUACUGGUGAAUUAUGAGAAAUCAAUAUUCGUUCAUUUUACCUAA
Rotaria socialis is the source of this 759-nucleotide messenger RNA. The record is from the annotation of a GenBank genome assembly. NCBI's taxonomy places the organism in Eukaryota, Metazoa, Rotifera, Eurotatoria, Philodinida, Philodinidae.